AUGGCAUCUACUCAAUUGGACAAUAAACCAGCUAAAGAUCUGGCUGAAGACAAUGCUUUUUUCCCUUCGCCAUAUUCUUUGUCUCUUUACACUUCUAAAAAAACGGAUUAUGAUGGAACAACCUAUGAACAUCCUUAUAAAGGUGAAAAGAAGUUUUUGAUGAUUGCUACUGAUGAAAGAUAUAUUAUGAUGAAAAAUGGCAAGUUUUUUUCUACUGGUAACCAUCCGGUUGAAAUGCUUUUGCCCAUGUUCCAUCUUGACAAUGCCGGCUUUAAAUUUGACAUUGCCACUUUAUCUGGAAAUCCGGUGAAGUUGGAAAUGUGGGCAUUUCCAACUGAAGAUAAAACGGUUGUCGACACAUAUGAGAAGUAUAAGGAUCAAUUGAAAAAUCCUUACAACCUUGAUGACAUUUUGGAGAAGAUAGUGUCUAAGGAUUCUCCUUAUGCCGGUGUUUUUAUUCCCGGAGGUCAUGGUGUUUUAGCACAUAUUCCUGAAAGUACUUCUGUUAAGAAGGUCUUGAAUUGGGCUUUGAAAAAUGACAAGUAUAUUAUCACUCUUUGCCAUGGUCCUGCCUGCUUGUUGUCUGCUAGUGUCGACGAGAAACCAGAAGAUUUUCCUUUCAAAGAUUACACUAUCUGUGUUUUCCCAGACUCUUUAGAUACUGGAGCAAACCAAGAUAUUGGUUAUAUGCCAGGCCAGUUGAAAUGGCUUGUUGGCGACCGUUUAUCGAAGUUGGGUGUCAAAGUUCUCAAUCAAGAUAUUACUGGGAAAUGCCAUAAGGAUCGAAAAUUGCUUACUGGUGACAGUCCUUUGGCCUCAAACAACUUGGGUAAGCUGGCAGUCGAGACCUUAUUGGCAGAUCCUGAAUUUAAGUAA
Molecule: messenger RNA, 876 nt
Organism: Magnusiomyces paraingens
Lineage: Eukaryota; Fungi; Ascomycota; Dipodascomycetes; Dipodascales; Dipodascaceae
Exons: 1
Coding region: 1-876 (291 amino acids)
Molecular function (GO): protein deglycase activity
Source: RefSeq, a predicted model, not a curated record